AUGGAUCCAAGUGUAUCCAUCCUUACAAACUUUGCAACACCUUGGGAUCUCCAAACCCAAAAGAGAAACACCACUACCAAACAUUCUUCUCGCUCAAUGUUACAAAACCACAACCCAAAUGUCCCAAAAAAAUUCAUUUGGUCUCUUGAAGAUAUCACCCAGCCAAAAGAAAUACUUGAUGCCCCAAUAAUAAACCUUCAAGGAUUUAUCAAUGGGGAUGAAAAGGCCACAAAAAAUGCUAUAGAAAUUCUAAAAAAAGUUUGUUCACAACAUGGAUUUUUCCAAGUGAUUAACCAUGGAAUUGAACCAAAGCUCUUAAAAGAGGCUUAUAAUAACAUGGAUAAAUUCUUCAAACUUCCACCUUCAAUGAAGGCAAAGACAUUGAAGAAGGUUGGUAAGCCUUGGGGAUUGUCUAUAGCUCAUGCUGAUAGAUGGGCUACAAAUUUGCCAUGGAAAGAGACUUUAUCAUUCCCUCAUCAUUCUAACACUCAUCAUAAAUCUGUGGUUGAUUAUUUCUCCUCUGUAUUGGGUACUGAGUUUGAGGCUAUGGGGUUAGUGUAUCAGAAAUAUUGCGAGGAAAUGCACAAAUUAAGUGUAUUAAUAACAGAAGUAUUGGCAAUUAGUUUGGGAGUGGAUAGAAAUUACUAUAGCAAAUUCUAUGAAGAUGCAAAAUCAAUAAUGAGAUUAAAUUAUUAUCCACCAUGUGAAGAACCAAAUCUAGUACUAGGAACAGGACCUCAUUGUGACCCUACUUCUAUAACAGUUUUGUACCAAGAUCAAGUUGGUGGUCUUCAAGUUUUUGUCAACAAUAAAUGGCUUGCAAUUCAACCUCGUUCUGAUGCUCUUGUCAUUAACAUUGGUGAUACUUUCAUGGCCAUGACAAAUGGAAAAUACAAAAGCUGUCUGCAUAGAGCAGUGGUGAAUGAGAAAGUGGAGAGGAAAUCCAUGGCCUUUUUUUUGUGCCCAAAAGAAGAUAAAGUGGUGAGACCUCCAAAUGGUCUUAAUAAUCCAAGGAAUUUUCCUGAUUUUACAUGGUCUCAAUUUUUGGAAUUUACUCAAAAACAUUAUCGAGCUGAUCACAAUACUCUUCAAAGCUUCACCAAUUGGAUGUGGUCCAUGCUAAAUAAUGAUAAUCAUGAUGAAAAAAUCAAUACAUAA
Molecule: messenger RNA, 1158 nt
Organism: Amaranthus tricolor (Joseph's coat)
Lineage: Eukaryota; Viridiplantae; Streptophyta; Magnoliopsida; Caryophyllales; Amaranthaceae
Product: gibberellin 20 oxidase 1-like
Exons: 3
Coding region: 1-1158 (385 amino acids)
Biological process (GO): flower development; unidimensional cell growth; response to light stimulus
Molecular function (GO): gibberellin 20-oxidase activity
Source: RefSeq, a predicted model, not a curated record